Messenger RNA from Carlito syrichta (Philippine tarsier), 453 nucleotides. It is a transcript of the gene ATOH7, whose product is annotated as atonal bHLH transcription factor 7. The transcript has 2 exons. Gene Ontology annotation, molecular function: protein dimerization activity. The coding region runs from base 1 to 453 and encodes 150 amino acids. NCBI's taxonomy places the organism in Eukaryota, Metazoa, Chordata, Mammalia, Primates, Tarsiidae. The record is from RefSeq and is a predicted model, not a curated record.
AUGGCUGUCAAUGCGUGUGCUGCUCGGUGGCCUGGUCCACUAAAGCUCCAAGAGCAGGCAGUCCCGGGGGUGAACUUGCAAGCAAUGGCAGCCGGGAUUGGAGGCACUUACUCAGUGGUGAAAUUGGCCUGUGAGGAUGAUGGCCGCCGCAUGCAGGGGCUCAACACCGCCUUCGACCGCUUGCGCCGGGUGGUGCCCCAGUGGGGCCAGGAUAAAAAGCUGUCCAAGUACGAGACCCUGCAGAUGGCGCUGAGCUACAUCAUGGCGCUGACCCGCAUCCUGGCCGAGGCCGAGCGCUUCGGCUCGGAGCGGGACUGGGUCAGUCUCCACUGCGAGCACUUCGGCCGCGACCCCUACCUCCCGUUCGCGGGCGCGAAGCUGCCGGGCGAGAGCGAGCCCUACGGCCAGAGACUCUUCGGCUUCCAGCCCGAGCCCUUCCCGAUGGCCAGUUAG